CCAGUCUGUGGAUUUAGUCUCUGCUCAGUCGUCUAGCUUUGAUGACUGUUUAUUUUCACUCUUCUAAUAUUUUUUUUUACCAAUUUGUUUAUAAAAAAAAUAAAUUAAUCUCUUUAACUGAUAAAAUUAAACUAAAUACAUAUAAUAAUUAUUUGAGAUGACUAAAAUCUUGAUAUGUGGACCAAAGUGAUUAAAUGUGAAUUGAUAGAAUAUGGAUUAAGUGAUGAACAUCAUACGAGUUGAUCCAUAAAGCAAUGGAUCGUUUAUUUGUUUUUAUAAUUUAUUUAUUUUAUUGUUUUGUUAAAUUGUGUUAUUGUGAGCAAAGAUUUUUAGAAGUACCACUUGCAUAUCAAGAGGUAGGAAGUGGUGAGGAUAUACAACUUGCCUGUAAGGUACAUGAUAAAAAAGGUACAUGUAUUUGGCAAAAAGAUAGAAAACCAGUUGGUCUUCAUCAGGAUAAAUACGAAUGGGCUAGAGGUAGUAAUAGUCUUCAUGAUUCUGACUGCAGUCUUUUAAUUCGACGUGCAUCUCUUGAAUUUGAUGAUGGUCUUUGGGAAUGCCAAGUUACACCUGGUGAUUUUACAAGACAAGAUGCAUUAACAUCACUUCCAUCAAGACUUCUCGUUAGAGUUAAACCAAGAAAACCAAGACUUGAUUAUGGUGGAACAAUAUUAUCAGAUAGUUUAACACUCAGGGAAGGCCAAGAGGUCACGAUUUCCUGCGUUGCCAGAUAUGGAAAUCCUCCAGCAAUAAUUAAAUGGUUCAUAGGGGGUGACGAGGUUGAAGCAUUGCGAGAACAAACAAAUGCAACAGAAGUUGAUAGUCCCAAGACAUGGGCAACACACAGUUUAUUAAGAUUAAAAGGUCAAAGAGAAAAUCAUGGUUUACCAAUAAGAUGUCUUAGUCUUCAUUCAUCAAGUCCACUUCCUGAUAUUGCAGAAGCUCGUCUUGAUAUUCAUUAUUCACCUGAAGUACGAUUAGAAACUAGUCCACGUGUGCUAACAGCUGCACUUGAAGAUUCAGCAAGUUUUAUGAGUAUAAAAUGUCUUGCUGAUGCAAAUCCACCAGCUUCAAUAAGAUGGUUUAAAGAUACAAUUAAUUUAUCAAGACAUAAUAUUGUUGAAUCAAUUGUACAUAAUCAAACUCAUCGUAAUGGAACAUUAAGUGGUUCAGAGGUACGUUUUGAACCAGUUAAAAAAGAAAAUGCUGGACUUUAUUCAUGCAAAGCAAUAAAUGUUAUUGGUGAAAGUGCACCAGCAAAUUAUCGUCUUGAUAUUCAGUAUGGUCCUAGAUUAAAAAUAAAUGGACUUAAAUUAAAUGACAGUGUUGAUGAAAUUGAAUCAAUUGCAUUAUUAGCAACAAGUAUUGAGCCAUUUGAGUGUGAAGAAUUUGAAGCAAAUCCAAGUCCUCAUUAUAGAUGGUUACAUGUUAGAGGAAGUACUUCAGAAUCAGUUGAUAAUGUUAUUAAAGAAGAGUCAAGUUCAAAUUAUGGUAGACGUCUUAAAAUAAAUAAUGUUGUUUGGUCAGAUGAGGGAGAAUACAGGUGUAUUGUUUAUAAUACAAUUAAUGGUGUGAGACGAGAGAUGCCAUCAGAGACAAGAUAUAUUCUUCAUGUAUCAGGACCACCGGAAAUACAAACAAGAGCUAGUGAUAAAAUAUCUGACAAAGGAUUUUUUGAAACGGUUGGAUGGGCUGGUGAACCAGUGCAUACAUUAAUGGCUAGAUUUUGUUCAAGACCACCACCAAAAAUUGUUGCUUGGCAAUGGGGAAGUUCACAUAUUCGUGCAGGUGAAAGGAUUGAGCCAAAAUACGAAGCACUUCCACUCGAAGCAAUAACGGAAAAUAAUGAAGUUACAAAUUGUUAUUGGGCAAAACUUGAAUUAAAAAAUUUACAAAAAGAAGAUGCAAGAAUUUAUAGUCUAUUAGUUGAAUCAGAAAAAGGCAGAGAUUCAAUGAGUCUCAAACUAACUGUUCGUGAUCCAAUGGAAAUAAAAAUAAUAGCAAUAUCAUGUGGUGUUGGUUUACUUGUAGUUUUUAUACUAAUUUCAUUUGCUGUUUAUUCAACAAUCAGAGCAAGACGUAAAAAAUAUAGAAAAGAAGGUGGUAAACAAAAUGAAGAAGACGAAGAAGGAAGUAUUGCUGCUGAUGCUUUUUACUCAGCACCACCAUCAAUUAAUCAACAAACUAAAAUAUCAUCAUCACAAACUAAAGUUUAUACAAGAAAAAAUCCAACAGAAGGUGGCUUAGCUGUUAUGUAUGAUUAUAAUCAAAUUAUAAAACAACCAAGAACACUUAGUCCUGAAGCAUUAACAGUCAGAAGAGCAGCAGCAAUUCUUCAACCAGCUACUAUUGUCUGAUAAUUAUUUAUUAUUUAUUUAUAAAAAUUAUUUUUUAAUUUGUAAAAAAGAUUAAACAAUCUUUGAAUUUUUUUUAUUUUUUUAAUCCA
Messenger RNA from Aphidius gifuensis, 2446 nucleotides. Its product is annotated as hemicentin-2-like. Gene Ontology annotation, molecular function: cell adhesion molecule binding. The record is from RefSeq and is a predicted model, not a curated record. Lineage: Eukaryota; Metazoa; Arthropoda; Insecta; Hymenoptera; Braconidae. Gene Ontology annotation, biological process: cell-cell adhesion. Bases 255 to 2357 code for a protein of 700 amino acids. The transcript has 6 exons. Gene Ontology annotation, cellular component: cell-cell junction.